Messenger RNA from Syngnathus typhle (broad-nosed pipefish), 4005 nucleotides. RefSeq names its product serine/threonine-protein kinase 4-like. Gene Ontology annotation, molecular function: ATP binding; protein serine/threonine kinase activity. Gene Ontology annotation, biological process: intracellular signal transduction; protein tetramerization; regulation of MAPK cascade. Lineage: Eukaryota; Metazoa; Chordata; Actinopteri; Syngnathiformes; Syngnathidae. Gene Ontology annotation, cellular component: cytoplasm. The coding region runs from base 1233 to 2702 and encodes 489 amino acids. The record is from RefSeq and is a predicted model, not a curated record. The transcript has 11 exons.
ACCGGUCCAUGGGUCACUUGGUGCCAAGCCGCACAGAAAAGAAAAAAAAAAUAUCGACGAUCAAUUAAUUCAGGUCAAGACACUCGUCCCGGUCACGUGACAUGUUUCCAUAGUCGAGCCCGCAAAGCUAAUAUGUAGCGACAGGCUAACUAACCAGGCAAUGAAGCAUUCAAAACUGCUUCAACACAUGGAGACCAACCAUCCUGCAAUAAAAGACAAACCUUAAUCACUUUGGGUGUCAUUGUCUCCGCUUACGUCUAGAUGGAACCGGCUCGUUUCUGAGAAACAAACUGUGUUCCCACUAAUUCAACGUAAUGGUGAGGUUUAAUUUUUGUCAUUUGUACUUGUUUUUAUGUCAGUCGUAUCAUUUUAUUUCAUCGUAUUUAUAUAUUUAUUAUAAAUGUAUUAUUUAUUUAUACAAAUGUAUUUAUUUAUAUAAAUGCCGGCCCGCGAAAAUAUUUCUGACAUGUAACCGGUCCGUGGCGCAAAAAAGGUUGGGGACCACUGCUUUAAAAUACAGCACAUGACAAUGCACUUUAGUUUAUGCAAGAAAUACUAAAAAACGAUCUAAAACAAUCCCCAGGUAAAGAACAAAGUUGAAUAUCAUUAUAUUGGACAACUUGUGCUAAAAUGAGGAAGAUUUUAAGACCCUACAUUUGGCCUCCAACAUUGAUUGCAUUGGCACGAAUUGCCAUCAUUUUGUUUGAAUCCAAAUCAAAACCUUAGCAAUUUUGUGAAAACACCUGCACUUUAAACCGCUGACCUCAUACUUUUGUCAUUGGCAAGUUUUUCCCCGAUGACGUUGCGCCUUCUGUCGGUAGGGUCCGUCGCUGCAGCCCCUCAGCUGUCCCCUUUAGUCUUCAUUCUUCUCCGCUCUUCUUCGUUUCCUCUUCGCUCUUCUUCGACCUUCCUCGUCAGCCGUCGUGCUUCUCCGUUCUAUAUCGCUCUUAGUUCCUGGUUGCCCCACCGCCGCCGAAUAUCCGCGGUGCACCGCCCAACAAGUCCAAAGUUGUCUGAACACGGGAGGAGAGGUGGCCACCUUGACGGGGAGCCCCGGUCCAAGAAGCUGAUGGCACCUCGCCCGAGUAUGUGACGUGCAAGGCGACAGUGAAUUGAGGGCUUUUCGACGAGCGGUUGGAAGCGAAGUCGGCUCUUGUUAGCCGCGUAGCUGCUCCUAUCUCGACAACCGACAGCGCUAUCUGUUAGCCACGGCUGCCGCUGGAGAACCGAGCAUGGAGAGCAGGGACAAGGUGCAGAUGCGGAACCAUCCUCGCAGGCAGCUGAAGAAGUUGAGCGAGGACAGCCUGACCAAGCAGCCCGAGGAAGUGUUUGACGUCCUGGAGAAGUUGGGUGAAGGGUCGUACGGCUCCGUGUUCAAGGCUCACUACCGAGAGACGGGAGAGAUCGUGGCCAUCAAACAGGUUCCCGUCGAGUCAGACCUGCAGGAGAUCAUCAAAGAGAUCUCCAUCAUGCAGCAGUGCAACAGCAGUCAUCGUUCUUCCUUGCUGCUCAGUCCACAUGUGGUGCGCUACUACGGCAGCUACUUCAAGAACAGCGACCUGUGGAUUGUCAUGGAAUACUGUGGGGCCGGUUCCGUGUCCGACAUCAUACGCAUACGCAACAAGACGCUGAGCGAGGAGGAGAUGUCCAGCAUCCUUCAGUCCACACUCAAGGGAUUGGAGUAUCUUCACUUUAUGAGGAAAAUCCACCGUGACAUCAAGGCGGGAAAUAUCCUGCUCAACACGGACGGUCAGGCCAAGCUAGCCGACUUUGGCGUUGCCGGCCAGCUGACGGACACCAUGGCCAAGCGGAACACGGUCAUCGGGACACCCUUCUGGAUGGCGCCCGAGGUGAUCCAGGAGAUUGGCUACAACUGCGUGGCUGACAUCUGGUCGCUCGGCAUCACCGCCAUCGAGAUGGCCGAGGGCAGGCCGCCCUACGCUGACAUCCACCCCAUGAGGGCCAUCUUCAUGAUUCCCAGCAACCCCCCGCCGACGCUGCGUGACCCGGACGCGUGGUCGCCUCAGUUCCGGGACUUUGUGAGCCAGUGUUUGGUGAAGAACCCAGAGAAGCGGGCCACCGCCACACAGCUGCUGCAGCACGCUUUCAUCAAGGCGGCCAAGCCUGGCAGCAUCCUGAGAGCCCUCAUCAACGACGCCAUGGACAUUAAAGCCAAACGCCAGCAGGCGGUACACGCCGAGCGGAAUGACGAAAAUGAUGACGCCAAUUCUGAAGAAGACGACGAGGUGGACCAAGGGACCAUGGUGAGGGCGGGACCGGGUGGCUUGGCAACCAUGCGCGCCGCCACCACGUCGGGCCAACCAGACCCCAACGACCAGACGGGAAGCGUGCGCUCGCAGUUGGGCACCAUGAUCAUCAACUCGGACGACGAGGACGAGGCAGGGACCAUGAAAAGGACGGAUGAGGCGUCUCCGCCCGCCAAGCCGUCCUUCCUGGAAUACUUUGAGCAGAAGGAAAAGGAUGCCAGCAUCAGAGGAGUGGACCGCAAAGCACCGGCGGACGCCCAUCUAGAGCCGGCGAGUUUGUGGUCGGUGGAGGACCUGCGUGUGCGUCUGGCUGCCUUGGACCCGCAGAUGGAGCAAGAAAUGGAGGAGAUCCGUCAGCGCUACCAGGCCAAGAGGAAACCCAUCCUGGACGCCAUCGAGACUAAGAAGAGGCGACAGCGGCAGGACAACUUGUGACUCCGCUCACACGGCUCGAUGAACAUCAAGUACCGUCUUUGAUCGGCCCAUCAAAUCCAAAUGAAGAAGGCAAAGAGCAUUGCCUCGUUUUGACAAAGCAACAAUUGGUUUCUAUUUAAGAGGCUCGCCUUGACAUCGCCUGGGCAUCACCCAUUUUGCUUUGCCUGCAACUUGGAUUGUACCCCAUGUGGCCAUCAACUCCAGUUUUAGGACUUUCUUGGCACUCCAAUUAAAUGAUUUGGGGGGCUGUAAGCCAAAAUGCUUGAUAAACCUUUUGAAUUUCCAAUUUGGAGGAUCCCAUCCGCUCGCCAGCCUGCUGAUGGCAUGGCCGCCAUCUUGUGGCGCCAUUUUUCUUCGCUUGUCUGGUUCCUGCCAUUGCUCCUCAGAGUGAAAUGUCAAUUUUGGAUGCGCUAAUACUGUUAGUCGAAAGCACUGGAGGGGAAAAUGCUGAAAUGUUCUAAUUUUUGACAAGCUGUGUUAUCGGAAACAGAAUGUUUGAAUUUUCGGGACACCUUUCAAAACUUUUUCAGGGAAACUUGCGUGCGGUGCACUCUUGUCUUGUGCUAGGGAGGAGGUUGUUUAUGGUGGAGAGCUUGCUUUUUCAUCAAUUCAGCCUGCAAUCCAUUGAACGGCCUUUUGAGAUGCAGUGACGUCUUCCACAUUUUGCAUAAUUGCAAAUGUACACGGAACCGACCAUCAAGGACCAACUUGUCCGAGCCACUAAGCAUUCACCCCCCCCCCCCUUACACACACACACACACUUUUAUUUUUAUUGUACUGUUGCCUUCAAGUCUGAUGUUUGCCGUAUUGAAGGUGUCAACGGAAUAAAGACCCCAGAAAAUGUUUUCAAGGUGCUUUUUUAUUGGCAUCUUCACAACAUGUUGAUGCGGCUCCACCAUGAAAACCCAAAAACCGAGACAAACACUGAAAUGGGAAAAAUCAAACAAAACCACAACUCUGUCAUACAAAUCAUUGUUCUAACCACUUUGGAAUGUGGUGUUUUCAACAUCUUUCAUGUGUGACUGCUGGGAUAGGCUCCAGCAAGCCCGUGACCGCCGUGAGGACAAGCGCGCUAGAAAAUUGAUGAACUUUGAAUUGUUUGACUGUGGAUUUUUUUUUGUAUAACAAAUUAAAAAAACUGUAUUUUGAUGGAUGCCCAAAAAACAUUGUUAGAAAGCCAAAUUCAAAUGACAGCAUAGUACAACAAAUACAUGUCAUCAUGUCAGACAUUUGUGAGAUUUGUCAUGAAUGUAAACUUUCUUCAUGUAGUUUUUCAUGUGUUUAAUGAAAAAAUGUCAACUCA